Messenger RNA from Meloidogyne enterolobii, 1458 nucleotides. Lineage: Eukaryota; Metazoa; Nematoda; Chromadorea; Rhabditida; Meloidogynidae. The record is from the annotation of a GenBank genome assembly.
AUGGCAUUAGAAGAUGUGAAUCUAGAUUUGGGUUUAUUACCUAAUUAUGCACUUAGAUUACAUCACAAUAAUAGUAAAUGUUCUCCUGGUUUAGCUGCUCGACAAUUAUUUGAAUUACUUUACAAUGACCCAACAAAACUAAUUUUAUUAGCAGGAUGUUCCCCAGUAACCACAAUGAUUGCAGAAUCUGCACAUGUUUGGAAUUUACUUGUUUUAUCCUACGGGGCAUCUUCCCCAGCUUUAUCCAAUCGGGAACGUUUCCCAACACUUUUUAGAACACAUCCUUCAGCAAAUAUGCAAAAUCCAACUAGAGUUCAUUUAUUUGAACGUUUUAAAUGGAAAAGAAUAACUAUUUUACAAUCAGCUGAAGAAGUUUUUGAUUCAACAGCUAAAGAUUUGGAGGAACAAUGUAGAGAAAAAGGGAUUAGAGUUGAAAGGCACAGUUUUUAUGGAGAUCCAAAAGAUGCUUUAAAAGCAAUUAGAAGACAGGAUGCUAGAAUUAUUGUUGGACUUUUUUAUGCUACCGAAGCUUAUCAUUAUGGACUAUAUGGACAUAAAUUUGUUUGGUUUAUGAUUGGUUGGUAUGCAGAUACCUGGUUUAUUCCCCAUCCAGAUGAAGGAUUAAAUUGUACGAGAAAAAAUAUGGAACAGGCUGUUCAAUAUCAUUUUACAACAGAAUCUAUUAUGUUAAGUAGAGAUACUUUACCUACAAUUUCUGGAAUGACUGGGGCACAAUUUUUAAAACGUUUACGUCGUCGAAUAAUUACGGACCCGCAAGAAACAGGUGGGUGGCCUGAAGCACCUUUAGCAUAUGAUGCUGUUUGGGCAUUAGCUUUAAUGUUAAAUUGCACAAUGGAUAAAUUAAUUAAUGGGAAAGGACUUCAACAAUUUAAUUAUAAAAAUAAAUUAAUUGCUAAAAGAAUGUUUGAAUGUAUGAAAAAUAUACAAUUUAGGGGUGUUUCUGGGCAAGUAAUGUUUAGCGAUUUGGGUGAUAGAAUUGCUCGAACACAGAUUGAACAAAUGCAAAAUGGAAAAUACAUUCUUCUUGGUUAUUAUGAUUCCAGUACACAAACUUUAGAAUGGAAAAAUAAAGAAAAGUUUAUUGGAAGUAAAGGGCCUCCCUCUGAUUCAACAAGGAUUAAACAAUGGCCUAUUGGUUUAUAUUUGGUUUGUGUUAAUAUAAUGGUUGUUGCUAUUGUUUUUUGUAUUUCUAUUUUUAUUUUUAAUCAACGAUAUUCUCAUAGACGAAUAAUAAUUCAAUCACAAAGACAAUGUAACAAUUUAUUAAUUGCUGGGUCUGUCCUAAGUUUAUUUUCACUGGCACCUAUUGGAUUUCCACAAGACGGAGCUAAUGAUGAUUCUAUUGGACAAAUAGCUACUUUAGGAGGAGAAAAUAAAAUUUAUUCAACUUCUCCUUUUUUAUUUAGUACUUUUUGUCAUGUAAAUGAAUAUUCUUGA